Messenger RNA from Hibiscus syriacus, 1395 nucleotides. Its product is annotated as MLO-like protein 6. Lineage: Eukaryota; Viridiplantae; Streptophyta; Magnoliopsida; Malvales; Malvaceae. Gene Ontology annotation, cellular component: membrane. The record is from RefSeq and is a predicted model, not a curated record. The transcript has 15 exons. Gene Ontology annotation, biological process: defense response. Bases 1 to 1395 code for a protein of 464 amino acids.
AUGGCUGGAGCUAGUGGAGGAAGAUCUCUUGAGGAAACACCAACAUGGGCUGUUGCUGUUGUUUGCUUUGUUCUGGUUUUGAUUUCAGUCAUCAUUGAACAGGUGAUCCAUAUGAUCGGAAAGUGGUUGAGGAAGAACCAUAAACGAGCACUGUAUGAAGCACUGGAAAAGAUCAAAUCAGCAUCGUCGGAGACUAAAUGUGCACCUCAGGGUAAAGUACCAUUUGUUUCAUCUGAUGGAAUCCACCACCUUCACAUUUUUAUCUUCGUGCUAGCUCUAUUCCAUGUCCUUUACUGUGUUCUUACACUCGCAUUGGGUCGAGCUAAGAUGAGAAGUUGGAAGAGAUGGGAAAAGGAAACGAGAACAAUCGAAUAUCAGUUCUCACAUGAUCCGGAACGGUUCAGAUUUACCAGAGAAACAUCAUUUGGAAGAAGGCAUCUUAGCUUUUGGACCAAAAACCCGGUUCUCAUGUGGAUUGUUUGUUUCUUUAGACAGUUUGUGAGAUCAGUUCCGAAAGUUGAUUAUUUAACUCUCCGACAUGGAUUUAUUAUGGCACACUUGGCACCCAACAGCGAAACCAAAUUUGAUUUUCAAAAAUAUAUUAACAGAUCAUUGGAAGAAGAUUUCAAUGUUGUUGUGGGCAUUAGUCCUCCAAUAUGGUUUUUGGCUGUUCUCUUUCUACUCUUUAACACUCAUGGGUGGUAUUCCUAUUUGUGGAUGCCAUUUAUUCCAUUGAUUGUCAUACUGCUAGUGGGAACAAAGCUACAGGUGAUCAUAACAAAGAUGGGUCUAAGAAUACAUGAGAGAGGAGAAGUGGUGAAAGGAGUGCCGGUGGUUCAACCCGGGGAUGACCUUUUCUGGUUCAACCGCCCUCGGCUCAUUCUCUAUCUUAUCAACUUCGUUCUUUUUCAGAAUGCUUUCCAGCUUGCAUUCUUUGCAUGGACUUGGGUACGUUUCUUUACGAACUUUAUUCGUUGUUUUGGAUUGGAUUUUGUAAUGAAAUUUAUUUGUCUUUUUUAUGAAAUGCAGUAUGAAUUUGGAUUGAAAUCUUGCUUCCAUGAGCAUGUGGAAGAUGUUGUCAUCAGAAUUUCAAUGGGGGUUCUCAUUCAAAUUCUUUGCAGCUACGUCACACUCCCUCUUUACGCCCUCGUUACACAGAUGGGUUCGAACAUUGACGGUUCAUCUACGUCUCACUGUCAUAUUGACGUAGUGGAACAAGAUCAAGUAGAGUACGUUGAUAAAGAUGUAAAUGAAUCAAGCUUGAGUGAACAAUUGACCGUUCGGACAAUCAUUGCUUUAGCUGCUAUGUUUGAUUGUCCUAUAUUCCAAAUGGUUAUGUAUAAUUCUCUCUUACAAGGUGAUCAGCAUCUAGAGGGUUUUGGAACUUGUAGUUGA